UGUGGUUUUAAUUUCGAGCUUCUUCGCAUAUCGAUUGAGAAGCUGGUUCCUUUGUACAGAACUUGAGGAGUGGUAUUUUUUGACGGCUUUACCAUCUACCAAACGAAAAGGUCAAAAUCUAAACAAUUCCAAUUAACAAAUCCUAAGCCAGUCAGGAACUCACCACUCAAUUCAUUACAUUGAACACCAUCAGCAUUGUUGACUAUUUCGCUGUAUAGGCGACUGGUAACAUUUUACGUUCCAACACUAAUACUAUCUUCCUUGAAGCAACGCAUUGACUCGAGGUUGUAAAGUUCCUAUCCAUCUGUUCAUUUUUGGAUAUACUGGGUGAUCAGCUGCAUCAAGUUUGACCAGCAUGACAGACCACACGGGAGAAGCAGCUCCAAACACAAGGACAGAGCUUACCAAGACACAGCUAUCAUGUGACACACUGCCAAAUGAAACAUCAAAUGACAGUCUAUCUUCUACUAAAGUCACCACAAAAGUUGUCAACAACAUGGCAGGACGUAAGGCUGCGAAGUCUUUGCGCCUCUUUCGUGGCUCAAUAGCAGAGCCCAAUGUGAUCAAUAGUGAUGCAUCAGACAGUACCACGUACCAUGAUUCAUCACUCAGCAAUCAUCAACACCGGGAAAUCAAUAUAGAACUGAACCAUCCAUGUACACUAAAAGAGAAGAGCUCAAAUCAUGUGAUACCGGACAGCCCUUCACCAAGGAAACUUUCGAAUGACCAUAACCCAACCCCAACGGCAAUUCCUGAGAUAUCAGCAGGCUUAUACAUUAAUACACAAAUACCCUCCAAUAUAAAGACUACUUCGCAUCUUCGUUCAGAGAGCACAGAUACCCAUAACGUAAUAACGCUAAAUAAGGAUCAAGUUUCACAGACCAACCCACAACCUCCUUUGCCACUUUUAGAGCCAGUAUCAUCCGCCAUAUACUUUCCCCAUGCUGCUCCUAACGACUCAUCAAACACAAGUCCCGAGCAUCUAACUGCUGAAGCAGAGUUUGACCAUCCCGAAAACGAAGAGAUUGUAGGGGAUAUGGAGGGAUUAAGUGAGAAGUCGGAAGAAUCGUCAACUCACAAAACUUCUCUCAAAGGCACAGAAGAGAAAACUAAAGACACAGUAGCGCAAGAAUUGAAAGGGAAUGAUGCUGGAGGGCUCACCAGUAUAGAAGACCAUUCAAGUAGCGAAGUAAAUCGAGAUAACCAAAAGGCUACCAAUGUCGAUAUAACAUUAGACCCGUCACGUUCAGAAAUAAUGAAAUGCACCUCUUUCACCACAGCAUUUAGUACAUCUCCAGACUAUAGCAAUGAAAGGUUUGUCGAGAAAAACUCAGAUGAUGAUAUUAAAUACCCACUUGCCGUCGAACUACAACCUUUCAAAAAUAAAGUGGGAGGUCACACAGCCAUUUUCAAGUUCAGUCACAGGGCAGUUUGUAAAGCCUUAGUCAAUCGAGAAAACACUUGGUACGAGAAUAUUGAGAUUUUGCAUCCUGAAUUAUUAAAAUUCAUGCCUCGAUAUAUUGGUGUUUUGAAUGUGAGAUACAGUACAAUAUUGGAUGAUUCUAGUGAGGACUUGGGACCUAGCCACAAUGGUUCGGUUGAGUCAAGUGUAACGGGAAACCCGUCACUUAACGAGCCAUCAGCGGAAUCUGACCAACUAAAUAAUGGACAUGACUUCCCCAAAACGCACCGAAACGAUGUACAUAAUGCUAAGAUGACAGGAACAAAUAAAGAUACCUCCAACUCUAUUGCGAAAAAGAAUUCUCUCUCGAAACUGAAUGAAGACUAUGAAUUUCCUGAAGUUGUUUUGGAGGAUAACAUUCAUAUUGUACCUCAGUCUUUUUGGAGCCGUUAUACGUCACCAAAAAUUGAAAAUAGUGAGUUAAUAAACUGUGACAAAGUUUGCCAUAAUUUCUCUUUUGCUUCUCCCCUUGAUAAACCCGUAACUUUGUCCUCUCCUGUUCAAAACGACAAUCAGACAGGGUCUACUAGUGUCAAUACAAAACUCAAAGAGUUGGUGUUAAGCGAAGUUUUUGCACCGAUAAGAGACUACACGAAGAAAGCUCGUGAUAGCAGGAAAAAUUCACAUUACAGCAACAAUCCACGUGAUCGUAGAAGUAGUUAUCAAAGUGAUUUGGCGGCAGAGGGAUCAAAGUCUACUUUCUCACCUUCUUCUGCAACCUCAGCCUUGUCCAAGUACAAGAGUUAUGAUCCCAACUCAGGUAACCUAUUCUCUGAUCCGAACACUAGCACUUUUCCAAGAUUUCAUCGGUAUUCCACCAGCAGCAUGAUCACUAGUCCUACACAAAAAAAUGAGAAAAGCCGACAUGGAAAAGUAUUCUGUAAUUCUAUUACCGAAGGUUGCCCUACCGAAAUCCUUGAAGAUGAGGAUACAUCCAUUAUUGGGCCCUCAUCAGUACAAAGUGAUGAUAUAAAGCUUCAUCGCAAUUUCAGAAAUGACAGCUCCACUGCAGAGCAAGAAAUGAAAUUUCCGGAUAGAGAGACUUUCAUGUCCAACUUGAAAAAACUGUCUCGUAAUAAGGAAAGUGAGGAAGAUGCCAUUGUGGAUGAGGAAGACGCUGAUAAUGUCAACGAAAGCGAUAUAUUUGACAUGGAAGGGGUGAAGGAUCCAGUAGAGCACAAAAGUUUGGUGACGGGUACGAACAACGAGCGUAAUCGAAGUAUUCCCGAAAUUUCGUAUAACGGUCAAGAAAACAAAACGAUGCAAGAAGGUCCUCAUAAACAUACUCUACGCAAGCAUACAAGAUUCGAAAGGUUUAUUCUGCUUGAAGAUCUUACCACUGGUAUGAAAUACCCAUGCGUGCUAGAUUUGAAGAUGGGUACUAGACAAUAUGGCGUAGAAGCUAAACCAAGUAAGAAGGCGUCCCAAAGGAAGAAAUGCUACCAGACCACAUCACGAGAACUAGGCACAAGAAUUUGUGGUAUGCAAGUUUGGGAUGCUAAAAAAUUAGAGUUUGUUAACAGAGAUAAGUAUUUUGGCCGCAGGGUCAAGGUCGGAUACCAAUUUUUCCUUUCCUUGUCUAGGUUUUUAUACGAUGGAGAAAGCAUUUUUUCUGUUGUCAAACAUUUGCCUAAAUUGAUUGAAGACUUGAAGGAAUUGGUUGACACAUUUGAGAACUUGAUUGACUACAGGCUUUAUGGAUCGUCCAUUCUUUUGAUGUACGAUAGUGAGUUGGAUAGAAAAAACAGAGAUGAGUCCACGAUAAUUGUCCGCUUAAUUGACUUCGCACAAUGUGUCAUUGGAGGCAGCGAGUUCUCCGAUAAAACAACUUUUCCUCCAGUUCACAAAGGUGCUCCUGAUGUGGGUUACAUCAGAGGGUUGAAGUCACUAAUAUACUACUUUGGUGUUAUGUUUAGAGAGUUUACAGGCGGUCACGAAUACGCAAGUUUUUCAGAAGCAUGGGAGAUAAUCAGGAAGCUAGAUAAAGAAAAAGUCUUUAACUGCAAUUGUCAAUGGCUAGAUGAGUUUGAUAACGGAGAGUCCCAGUGUCCGUUCGAGUUUAGGCCUGUACCUGUAUAUACUGGGUUCUACGAUGACGUGUCUGAGUGAGAGGAUGAUGAUACUCCACUUUAUGAUGUACAUCACUUAUUUUGACGUUUGAGUUCAUGCCCAUGUUCACGCUCAUGUUCACUUCUAAUUUUAAUUCUCUUUUUCUAAUUACUUAAUUCUUUAAUUACUUUCUAAUUUCUUUAGUUCUUGCUGUUAUGAAUUUGCGAACCAUUAUAGGGUCAGGUAAACAUGGUGGUAAGGUUCACGCAACCGA
This is a messenger RNA of Pichia membranifaciens NRRL Y-2026, 3785 nucleotides long. RefSeq lists its product as hypothetical. Lineage: Eukaryota; Fungi; Ascomycota; Pichiomycetes; Pichiales; Pichiaceae. Bases 356 to 3571 code for a protein of 1071 amino acids. Gene Ontology annotation, cellular component: nucleus; cytoplasm. The record is from RefSeq and is a predicted model, not a curated record. Gene Ontology annotation, molecular function: inositol hexakisphosphate kinase activity. The transcript has a single exon. Gene Ontology annotation, biological process: phosphatidylinositol phosphate biosynthetic process; inositol phosphate biosynthetic process.